Messenger RNA from Penicillium coprophilum, 2151 nucleotides. Its product is annotated as Glutamyl-tRNA synthetase class Ib archaeal/eukaryotic cytosolic. NCBI's taxonomy places the organism in Eukaryota, Fungi, Ascomycota, Eurotiomycetes, Eurotiales, Aspergillaceae. The coding region runs from base 1 to 2151 and encodes 716 amino acids. The transcript has 11 exons. Gene Ontology annotation, molecular function: ATP binding; glutamate-tRNA ligase activity. Gene Ontology annotation, cellular component: cytoplasm; cytosol; methionyl glutamyl tRNA synthetase complex. The record is from RefSeq and is a predicted model, not a curated record. Gene Ontology annotation, biological process: translation; glutamyl-tRNA aminoacylation.
AUGACCCAAUUCAAUCUUUUCGUGGCCACUCGCGCCAGCCAGGCUGCGCUACUGCCCGUGGUUUUAAUUGCGUUUUCCAUCAAUGAGGCCCGUCCAUCUCCAAUCAUUAAUAUCAGCUUGGAGGACACUGCCCAAAUUACUGAGGGUGAGAAGCCAAUCAUCCAGUUCCAGGCAGGCGACAAGACUGUUACUGGCACGAUUCCUAUCAUCCAGGCACUGUGUGGACAGUUUCCUUUCCUUGUGGGCAAGGAGGCCAAGGUGGAAAAUGAAUGGAUAUCUCAAUUGAAUUCCUUUGACACCUUGGACUUCAAGUCCCUCGACCCGGUCCUCCAGGUCGAUAAAGCGUCUCAAUACUUACCUUCUCCCUCGGUCCUUCCUGUCGGGCUAUUCUCUUUCGACACCGGACAUUGCACUUUGGGGGCGCUUCGCGGAAACCGUGUCGCUGCCGCUACUAUCAAGAGAGGUGCUUUCGUCAAUCUGACCCGCUGGUAUAGAUUCGUCGAGGAGCUGUGCCCUUGGGCCACAUCGGCUGUUGAAUCUUUGAAUGCUGCUUCUCGCGAGACGAGGCUUGCUAGAUCCAGAGAGGGUGCCAGCUACAAUGUUGCCCUGAAGAAUACCGAGAGUGGCGUUGUUACCAGGUUUCCACCAGAGCCCUCUGGAUACCUUCAUAUCGGACAUGCUAAAGCCGCUCUUUUGAACGAUUAUUUCGCCCACGAGAAAUAUAGCGGUACUCUUAUACUUCGAUUCGACGACACCAACCCGUCGAAGGAAAAGCAGGAGUUUCAAGAUGUCAUUGUGGAGGAUCUUGCAUUGAUGGGCAUUCAGCCCGACAUUGUCAGCUAUACCAGUGACUACUUUGAUCAACUCUAUGACUAUUGUCUUCAGAUCAUCGAAAUUGGAAAGGCUUAUGCCGAUGACACUGACAAGGAGACCAUUAAUAAACAGCGUUGGGACGGCAUUCCUAGCAAGCGUCGUAACCUCUCUCCCCAGGAGUCCUUGGCUCAUUUAGAGGAUAUGAAGAAGGGCACUCCCGAGGGUCUACGGUGGUGCAUCCGUGCUAAGAUCUCCAUCGAUGACAAUAACAAAUGCCUACGCGAUCCUGUAAUCUACCGAUGCAAUCCUUCUACCCAUCACCGUACAGGCAACACCUGGAAUAUCUAUCCUACGUACGACUUUGCUUGUCCCAUCGUCGACUCGAUGGAGGGUGUUACCCAUGCUCUGAGAACCAGCGAAUAUAGAGACCGCAGCCCGCAGUACCAGUGGAUGCUCGAUACUCUGAACCUACGUGCUGUGCAGGUCUGGGAAUUUUCUCGCAUGAACUUCAUCCGUACCCUGUUGUCUAAGCGUAAGCUGACUACACUCGUUGAAAGAGGAGUCGUAUGGGGGUGGGAUGACCCUCGUUUCCCUACUAUUCGUGGUAUGCUCCGUCGUGGUAUGACUAUCCCAGCUCUUCGCGAAUUUAUCCUCAAACAGGGUCCGUCUAAGAAUGUGACCCUAUUUGACUGGGGCUUGAUCUGGGCCACCAACAAGAAGUAUAUCGACCAAGUUUCGCCUCGCCAUACAGUCAUUGAAACCGAGGACAUUGUUAAGGCGACUGUUAUUGGAGGUCCAAUUACCCCAUAUACGGAGACGCGCCAAAAGCAUGUCAAAAAUAACGCCCUCGGCGGCAAAAUGGUUGCUUUCUCCACUUCUAUUGUUCUAGAGCAGGUUGAUGCCAAAACUUUCAACCAGGACGAGGAGAUUACACUAAUGAACUGGGGUAAUGCAAUUGUGCGCGAAGUCUUCACCGAUGAUUCUACCGGUAAAGUGAAACACCUAGAGUUAGAGCUGCAUACGGCCGGCGACGUGAAGAAAACUGAGAAAAAGGUGACCUGGCUGUCUACGGAGGGCCAAACUCUGGUGCCCGUCGAGCUGGUUGACUUUGACUACCUGAUCACGAAGGACUCGCUGAGUAAGGAAGAUACCCUGGAGGAUUUUCUCAACUUCAACACAGAGUUCCGUGUGAGUGGUCUGGCCGAUUGUAAUGUCUCCGAGGUCAGUGCUGGCGACAUUCUGCAGUUCGAUCGCAAGGGCUUCUACCGUGUGGACCGAGCUCCUGCUCCUGGUGUCCCGGGUGUCUUCUUCAGUAUCCCCAGCGGAAAGCAGAAUUAG